GUAAUGCAUGCAAUUCAACAUCAUUAUGGUGAAACAGCGAUACGUGGUAAAUUUCAAGAAUAUGUUCAGCGUUUCGUACGACUAACGGCUUUAUAUGAAGUUGAAACUUUUGGAUCAACUAAAAUUGGAAUGAUGCCUGAUGAUACGGAUUAUCCGAAAAUACUUGGUACAGGUCUAGCAUUUCAAGAUGAAAAUUCAAGGCUUAGAGAAGUUGCAGCUAAUGUUAAUAGGAUCGAAGGAUGGAGGCAGACCAUUAGUUAUAAAUAUUAUCAGUUGGAUUUCCAAAAUUAUUUGAAAACCCGGAAUAUAAAAUCAUUUGAUGUACAUCAUCAAGUAUCAAAAUUAAAAAUGUUAAGAAAUAUGUCGGAACAAGAAGUUGAAACUUUAUAUAAAGCUUUUGUUAACAGUAUUUCUACUGAUGAACAAAUUAUUGAGUUCUUGUCAUUUCUGCCACAAAAUCAAGGGGGAUUAUUUCCAAUUGGAUUAGGUCUAUUUGAUUCACUUAAGAGUGUAAGAGAUAAUACAAUUGAAUUGUUCAACAGGCUUAAUAAUCAUGCCACCGGAAGUAAAUUUAUACAGAGUUUAAAUUGUUUUCAAAAAUUGGCGUAUGAAAGACAGCUUAAUCAAAGACGGGAAAGACAGCAACAAUUAGAAUUUGCUAAUAAGCUUGCACAAUCUAAUGAUUCUAAUGAUGAGGGCAUGGAAUCUUAA
Molecule: messenger RNA, 711 nt
Organism: Scutellospora calospora
Lineage: Eukaryota; Fungi; Glomeromycota; Glomeromycetes; Diversisporales; Gigasporaceae
Source: the annotation of a GenBank genome assembly